GUUUUAACGGCUUCGUCUUCCGCACCAAAACCUUACCAUAGCCUCAUAUUCGAGCCUGGCAGCGUACUCGAAAGCCUUGGAUGAUCUCAUCCCUGUGUACGUGUCUCGGUGUAUACUUUUGGGGAUGAUCGAGCCAAUUACUAUUUCUAUCUUGCGUUCCCUUCUCCUUCAGCCUGACAUUUCUCGCCUCUCUGGUUGCCAGCAGCGAAUCGGCUCUAUGAAGCCUUUCCCCCCCAAUAUACGACAUUUUAAUUACAUGUGAUCCUGAAGACCCUCAAUCACAAGUUGAAGCUGGCUUUUCUGAAGCCGCCACAGACUCACCCGAAUUUGGACAUCGUCGCGCUGGGCAAGUUGGAUAAGCCACGGCUGGGUUAUAGGUGGAUCUAAGACAAGGGCAUCGUGAUGGUUCACUCAAGGCUCAUCCGGCCACUCGUGGUCGUCUCUGGCUUGACCCCGUUAUCCCUCGCCGCUUUCCAACAAGUUAGCAACGACCAAUGCAAUUGCUUUCUCACAAAUGGAAGCAGGGCGGAAUACUUCAAGAGCCAUAAGUUUUUUGACUACCGGGAGAAAUCUGAGUAUGCCACAGUGCCAGCCCUCAUCGAUGAUCCAGAUGAUAGUAGUGAAGCCGACCCGAGUAGCGACUACUUCUCUUCCAAUGAGUGGGUUGAUAAUUGGACUCUACAAAAUUGGAAUAACAAAGCCUCACUAUCCAGCAACGUGAGCGAUGCGACGACCCUAAUGGUCAAUUCGCCUAACAAUGUCUAUUUUGAGAAGAAUAAUGACCCGGAUGCCGACUCAAGCACAUUCCUAACAAUGAGAACAGCACGCUUGAAAGACUUCCAGACGGCGUCUGAGUUUGAGUCCACGGUUCGAAAUUAUCAUUUCCUAUCGGUCAGAAUGUAUGCGAGGACAAUCGGUGCGCCGGGUGCGGUAACCGCAAUAUUUACCUACAGAGAUAUCGCCAACAAUACCGAUCUCACCAAGGUUCAGGAAUCAGAUCUGGAAAUCAGAACAAUGGGUCCUCACGAUCAUGUCCAAUUCACAAACCAGCCGGCAGAUACUUCCGUGGGCCUUGAGGUCCAGGAAGCCACCCGAAACGUUACGAUCCCGAAGAAGAGAGACUGGACAAAUUGGACCGUGUACCGAAUGGAUUGGAGCCCGGGAGCUACGACUUGGUAUAUUAACGGUGACGAAGUCGCCUCCAUCUCCUUCCAGGCACCCCGCGAUCCUAGUCUUCUCAUUCUUAACUCGUGGUCAGACGGCGGAUCCUGGACAGGCAAUAUGAGUGUGGGAAGGGAGGCUUAUCUUCAGAUCCAAUGGAUUGAAAUCAUUUACAAUACGACCGACUCUUCAACAUCGAAGAGAGAUGACCAGGCUUGUGUUAACAUUUGCAGCAUCGACGAGACGGAAAAGAUAGGUUUCCCAGUGCUUCUACAAGGCGGUGCUUCGAGCAUCCUAGGGCAGAUGAGAAGUUACGCCGGUAUGGUCUCGUGGGUCUCUAUAUUAUCUAUGGUUACAGCUUUCUGGUAGAUUCCAUCUGGAAUAGGGGGUGUAAAAAAACAGCAUUGGGCCUUGGGAAUGUCUCUAUUAGUAUACUGUAGAUGUUAUUCACUCUCAGAAUGUACCUAGAAUACUAAUAACUUGUUAUUCGUCAAAAUACACAGCGAAUAUUUACA
Messenger RNA from Daldinia vernicosa, 1676 nucleotides. Its product is annotated as glycoside hydrolase family 16 protein. Gene Ontology annotation, biological process: carbohydrate metabolic process. The coding region runs from base 403 to 1530 and encodes 375 amino acids. The record is from RefSeq and is a predicted model, not a curated record. NCBI's taxonomy places the organism in Eukaryota, Fungi, Ascomycota, Sordariomycetes, Xylariales, Hypoxylaceae. The transcript has 2 exons. Gene Ontology annotation, molecular function: hydrolase activity, hydrolyzing O-glycosyl compounds.